This is a messenger RNA of Salmo salar (Atlantic salmon), 3167 nucleotides long. RefSeq lists its product as uncharacterized. Gene Ontology annotation, molecular function: DNA-binding transcription factor activity, RNA polymerase II-specific; RNA polymerase II cis-regulatory region sequence-specific DNA binding. Gene Ontology annotation, biological process: regulation of transcription by RNA polymerase II. The record is from RefSeq and is a predicted model, not a curated record. Lineage: Eukaryota; Metazoa; Chordata; Actinopteri; Salmoniformes; Salmonidae.
UAGUCUGUCAAUAAUCUCUCAAAGAAGAACAACAGCUAGUCAGCAGCAUCGGUAGCUUGCUAGCCAACAACCGAAACGUUAAAGGCCUUUAGACUGUUUUGGUGUAUAUUAUUCACUGUGUUUUAAACACACUCCUGUCAUGUCUUUGUGUUACCCCAUUUAAUUUCAUAUUACGUUGUUUCAAGCAGAUCCACAGGCUGGUUAAGUUAGCAGUAGCACUAAUUUAGGCUAGUCGCUAAUAUCUCCGACCAUGAGCUCACCCAGCUACUCUCUCCCUGCUAAAAAAGCGGUCUGCUGGACGAAGAAAGAGGGUAUGUGGCUAAAUAUUGUCGUGAAAGAAGAAAGUGAAGAGGAGACAGUCACAGUAAAAAACGAAAUAGAAGGUGAGGAUGUUACAUUGAAAGAAGAAGAGAAAGACGUUUCAGUGAAAGAGGAAGACGCAUUCAGAGUGAAAGAGGAUGGUGCCGUUUUUGGAGUGAAGGAGGAAGGGGAGAUUACUGUCACAUUGAAUGAGGAAGAGGAGACAGGAGAUCUGAUUAACACCAGAGAGAAACCAGACUCUCACUCUGACCACGGGAUGAGUCCUUCAGUGGAACCAGACCCAAAGACAUCCAAACCAGCAAGACCACACCAUUGCUCCCAGUGUGGAAAGAGUUUUACUAAGUUACGAAACCUAAAAGAGCAUGAGAGGACACACACAGCAGAAAAGCCUUUCCAAUGUUUGCAGUGUACAAAGAGUUUCUGCUGGUUAGGGAAGCUAAAAGUACAUGAGAGAAUACACACAGGAGAAAAGCCUUACCACUGCUCUCAGUGUGGAACAAGUUUUACCCAAUUAGGGACCCUAAAAACACAUGAGAAAAUACACUCUGGAGUGAAGCCUUACCACUGCUCUCAGUGUGGAACUAGUUUUACCCGGUCAAGGGACCUGAAAGAGCAUGAAAGAAUACACACAGGAGAGAAGCCUUACCACUGCUCACAAUGUGGAAAAACGUUUACCUGGUUAGGUAGCUUGAAAACGCAUGAGAGGACACACACAGGUGAGAAGCCUUACCACUGUUCCCACUGUGGAAAGAGCUUUCCCCUGUUAGGGAAUCUCAACAACCAUGAGAGAACGCACACGGGAGAGAAGCCUUACCACUGCUCCCAUUGUGGAAAGGGUUUUGGACAGUUGGGGCAUUUAAAAGUGCAUGAAAGAACACACACAGGAGAGAUGCCUUACCAGUGCUCCCAUUGUGAAAAGGGUUUUGGACAAUUGGGGCAUCUAAAAGUGCAUGAAAGAACACACACAGGGGAGAAGCCUUACCAAUGCUCCCAUUGUGGAAAGGGUUUUACCCAAGUAGGGAGCCUGAAAACACAUGAAAGAACACACACAGGAGAGAAGCCUUACCAAUGCUCGCAUUGCGGAAAGGGUUUUACCCAGUUAGGGAGCCUGAAAUCACAUCAGAGGAUACAUACACGGGAGAAGAAGACCCCAGGAAGGGCAGCUGCUGCCUUGGCAGGAGCUAAUGGGGAUCCAUAAUAACAAUUUAAAAAAUACAAUACUCCCAGUGUGGAAAUAUUAUUGGACAAUUAGAGCACCUGAAAUUACAUGAGCUACUAGAGGCUGAGUUAUGUUUUUGACUGAGAAAGUGUUUUUGUUCAUGCCACAUGAAACCUAAUUGUCUGAAAGUUUUUUUUCCCAGCACAAAUUUAAUUAAAAUGUUAAAAUGUGUAUUUUAUUUUGAUUAUGAACUUUGAUUGAUCGGAUACAAGUAUAAACCUUUAGAUAUUGCUUGCUAUAUGAUUUUGAUAUUUAAAAAUGUAAACUAUUCAAUAUAUUAAUAAAAUGUAAAUUUCUUGACUAACCUUGAAACCUCUUGAAUUUAAUUUAUUUUAGUUAAUUUGUGUACUCAUAAGAGGAGAAAGAUCCAGAAUUAUGUAGAAAUGCUUAUUAAUGUAUGGAAACCAAGCCAGGAGUUUUUGUAUGGAGAUCAAUGAGAGAGUUUUGAAUUUGGUUAACAAAAACAUGAAUGGAUUAUUUGCUCCAUGUGCAUUUGAUAGAAUAUAAGUUUUGUAAUGCUUAAGUUGUUAGGGGUCUACUAAGGUAAGUAGGACACGUGACAUCCCAGCAACUUUUUUGCCUGGAGUUUUGCCUGUUGUUCACACACGUAUCUGCCCUCUCAUUGGCUACAAUUGUCCCAACUGGUCUUGCCUCCUCCCGACUGCCUUCCAUUUUUGAAGACAUUUAUUUUCAUUGUUUAAAGUGGCCACUUGAGUAUCUGGACAAUAUAAUGGAUAAUCUGUGGUUGAGCUAAUUAGGACAGCUGAUUGGGGCUUGAUACUCUAUUUUAUACCAUCCAUUGCAUCUUGCCUAUGCCGCUCUGUCAUUGAUCAUCCAUAUAUUUAUAUGUAUAUAUUCUUAUUACAUUCCUUUACUUAGAUUUGUGUGUAUUAGGUAGUUGUGUGGAAUUGUUAGAUUACAUGUUAGAUAUUGCUGCACUGUCAGAACUAGAAGCACAAGCAUUUCGCUACACUCGCAAUAACAUCUGCUACCCAUGUGUAUGUGACCAAUAAAAUUUGAUUUGAUAGAAACUGGAAAACGCCAUGGAGAGCUUCAGUUUUCUACAGUUUCAUUCGGAUUUAAUUUACCUGCUAUUUUAUCAUUUUUGUACCUUUUGGGAUUUUACAUUUUUGCAAUUCAUAUCACUUGGAACCUGUUAUACACUGAUUUAUAUAUGUACACUAGAUGACUGACACGGUUGCUGUUUUGAACCCACCGCACCUUCAUCUUGGCACCCCCCACCAUUGUAAAAAAUAUUUUGGAAGCUAUAGAAAGGCAUUUAUUAAUGUCUACAUUUAUUUUUGCCACAUUUAUUCUAUUACAGACAUCUGAAUGCAAAUGUUUAAAUUACAUUGUGAGCUAAGCAAAAACAUUUAACAAAUAUAAAUAAUUUUAUUUCAAGUAUAAUUUUUAGAAAGUACUACAAAAAAUAGUUAUAUACAUGUCAUUUGUCCUUCCAACAUUUAAAUGAAAUACUGAAGAAUUCCAUUAAUUCCUAUAGAGGAUUGCUUUUCUGAGGAGUGCCAAUAUGGCCGACCAGAGGUUUCAAAGCCAUUCAUUGGCCAAUACAUAGCAUCAGCAAUCCAGGGUUUAUAUACAGUAUUCACACCCCUUGACUUUUUCCACA